This is a messenger RNA of Diaporthe amygdali, 1566 nucleotides long. Its product is annotated as purine-cytosine permease fcy22. The transcript has 2 exons. Gene Ontology annotation, biological process: transmembrane transport. The coding region runs from base 1 to 1566 and encodes 521 amino acids. The record is from RefSeq and is a predicted model, not a curated record. Gene Ontology annotation, molecular function: transmembrane transporter activity. Gene Ontology annotation, cellular component: plasma membrane. Lineage: Eukaryota; Fungi; Ascomycota; Sordariomycetes; Diaporthales; Diaporthaceae.
AUGCUGUCGUCCGCAGUCUCCGGCGCCCAAGGGGACGCCAGCGACGUUGAGAAGAACGACCCGGUAGAGCACCACGGCCAGUACCAGCGCCACGGAAAGCUGGUCUCGAUGCUCAAGGUUGACGAUGGCGAGGUUUAUGAGAGCCACCCCGAGAAGAACCCAAAGUGGUACCAGAGGAUCCUCGACGUCGGCGUCGAGGAGAAUGGCAUUAAGCCGGUGCCGCUCGAGAAGAGAACGGACAAGCGGUUCUAUAACCUCUUCACUGUUAUGUUCACCGCUUUGAUGUGUUUGCUACCGUUACCUACCGGCAUGCUGGCGACCAUCUCCUUCGGAAUGGGCCUCCGUGACGCGGCGCUCGUGAUUCUCUUCUUCUCGCUCGUAACAGUAAUCCCGCCGGCCUUCAUGGGCAUCGGCGGGACGCGGACGGGUCUGCGGCAGCAGAUCCAAGCGCGGUACUCGUUCGGGCUGUACCUGGCGACGAUCCCGCUGCUGCUUAACGCGGCGACGGUGAUCGGGUUCUCGCUGGUGGCGGCCAUCGUGGGCGGGCAGGCGAUCGCGGCCAUCAACCCGUCCGGCGGCGUCAGCGACAACGUCGGCAUCGUGGUCGUGUGCCUGGUCAGCUUCGCCGCCUCGUUCAUGGGCUACCGCGCCCUGCACGUCUUCAACGCCUGGACCUGGAUCCCCAACCUCGUCUCCAUCGUCAUCGCCGUCGGCUGCGGCGGCAAGAACCUCCGCCUGCAGUCCGACGUCCCGCCCGCCUCGGCCCAGCAGGUCCUCUCCUACGGCGGGCUCAUCGCCGGCUACUUCCUCACGUUCGGCGGCACCGUCUCCGACUACUCCAUCUACCACGACCCGCGCGCCAUCAGGAAGCGCACCGUCUUCGCGAGCUACUACCUGGGCAUCCUCACGCCGUCCGUGCCGCUGCUGGUCCUGGGCGCGGCGAUCGGCGGCGCGGUGCCCAACGUGCCGGAGUGGAGCGCGGCGUACGAGAGCCUGGGGAUUGGCGGCGUCAUGGCCGAGAUGCUGGAGCCGGCGGGCGGGUUCGGCAAGUUCAUCCUGGUGCUGCUGGCGCUGAGCGUCAUCGGCAACAUCGCCAUCUCCAUGUACUCCGUGGCCCUGAACAUGCAGAUGCUGGUGCCCUGCUUCGCGCGCGUGCACCGCUUCCUCUUCAUCGUCGCCACCUUCGCCGUCAUGAUCCCCUGCUCCAUCGAGGCCGCCCGCGCCUGGGAGGAGAGCCUCGAGAACUUCCUCGCCCUCAUCGGGUACUGGGCCGGCUGCUUCACCGCCGUGCUCAUCGAGGAGCUGGUCAUCUUCCGCCGCAUGGACUACGCCUCCCUCGACCAUGCCAUCUGGAACGUGGGCAGGGAGCUGCCGACCGGGAUCCCUGCACUGCUGGCGAGCAUCAUCAGCUUUGCGCUGGUGGUGCCUGGCAUGGCCGAGGUAUGGUACACGGGGCCGAUUGCCGAGAAGACGGGCGACAUUGGGUUUGAAAUGGCGUUUGUGGUCACGGCGCUGUGCUACUUUCCCCUUCGGUGGCUUGAGAUUAGGUGGAGGGGACGGCUGUGA